AUGGCCACCCCAAUCGCCUUCAACCCGGCUCAAAACAGUGACAUUCAUAUGGCCUCUGGUUCGUUCACUGGCCAGAACGGCUCGUUCAACUCUGCGUCGUACACCCGCCGUUUCUUUGGCUCACCAGCAUCAUGGCGGAUGGGCUCGUUUGGAAGUCACCUUUUCGCAGGAGCGUCACCAGGACAGCUUUUGGGCCCCUUAGACCCCCAUGACUUUAGGUUCCCCAAGAUGUCCUCAUCAAUAGAGAGUGACCGCGGGUCCAUCGCAAACGCCUUGAGUGUGUUCGAGCGUCAAGAUGAUAUGUGCCGUGACUACACCUGCUGUGGGCUGCAACUCAGCGACCUGCAUGCGCUUGUUGACCACUUCGAGGAAUGCCAUGUCGUCGUCGUGGACCCUUACGCACCACAGUCGUCUAUGCAAAGCGCGCAGCCAGCGCUCGCGGGACAACCACAGGACUUCUUCGCUCAUGCUAAUGGUGCUCAGGUAGCGCCCAGUUACUCGCAAGGUCACUUUGACAUGGACGACAUGGACCUUGACACGGAGCAUAUGAGCGCUCCGUCAUCGGGGGCAUCCUCUCCACCUGACACGCCUGUGUCUACUCCGCUCUCGUCCUACCCCAACGUCUAUCCUGGCUCCCACCCUUCAUCUACUUGUUCAUCACCCCAUCCGGCGCCCAUCUCCGCUUUCGACACCACGACAGUCCUUCCCUCGCGUUCAGGGCACUCGCCCCUCUCUGUGGGAUUCCCGCCUGCGACUCGCCCAAACAUGAACGGCCGAGCGGAGGAAGCGUUCAACGCAUAUGCCGGCUAUUCCGAUUAUUCCUCGCUUCUUCCUGGCACUGUUCCCUCGCCUACCGCUGCUUCCGCACCGGGAGCCGAUGGCUCGGCAAUUGCCGAUCCGAACAAUCAGUACGCUUCGCGCUCGACAUGCGCCCCUGCGGCUUUGUUGCUCAGCAACAGCGCGAGCAACACGCCAAAUAGCACUCCCGCAUCAUCACGCGUCGCGUCGCCUGCGCCGGCCUCGUCGGUUUUCCGCACGGUUGCUGCCGCGCCCUCGACAUCAGCCGCGGGAAUGAGCGCGAACGGGCAGACUCCCCGCGCGAGUACGACGCUGUCGCGCCCCGCUUCGUCGCUUUUGUUGUCCAAGCCGUUCAAAUGCCCGAAGCCGAACUGCAACAAGUCGUACAAGCAGGCGAAUGGGCUCAAGUACCACAUGACGCACGGCUCGUGCAACUUUGCGCCGCCGAAGGACCUCGAGCAUAUUCAAGCCCUGCUCGAGUCGAAGCGCAGCCAGAAGGACAACGGCGAGCCGAUCAGCGAAUCAGAGCUGCGCGAGGUCGAGCGCGAGGCCGAGCGGAGAUUAAGGCCGUACGCGUGCGGUGUCGGCGACUGCCAGAGGCGGUACAAGAAUAUGAACGGUCUGAGGUACCACUACCAGCACUCCGGUGAGCAUGGUGCGAUCGGACUGGCUCUGCUCGCGAGUGGCCAGCACGAGUGCCUGCAGCACUCCAAGUCAAGACACAACACGCCCUCGACCGCGUCAAACUCUGCUGCAGCCUCGACUGUCACGUCGCGCACAUCGUCCCCCCUUGCCACGCCGACCGCACCCCGCGCACAGGUGUCCACGAGCAGUUACGCCGCUGCGUUACCGUCGUACCAGCACGCAUCGAUGCACCCCCCUACGUACUCACAUCAGCCGCAGUACGGAAUCGUCGUGCACAACACAUCGUCCGUGCAGAUGCCGUCAUAUACGAUGGCGUCUAUGACGUGA
Postia placenta MAD-698-R-SB12 is the source of this 1770-nucleotide messenger RNA. RefSeq lists its product as hypothetical. The transcript has 4 exons. The coding region runs from base 1 to 1770 and encodes 589 amino acids. Gene Ontology annotation, cellular component: nucleus. The record is from RefSeq and is a predicted model, not a curated record. Lineage: Eukaryota; Fungi; Basidiomycota; Agaricomycetes; Polyporales; Adustoporiaceae.